Molecule: messenger RNA, 2640 nt
Organism: Aspergillus candidus
Lineage: Eukaryota; Fungi; Ascomycota; Eurotiomycetes; Eurotiales; Aspergillaceae
Exons: 5
Coding region: 1-2640 (879 amino acids)
Cellular component (GO): fungal-type vacuole membrane
Source: RefSeq, a predicted model, not a curated record
AUGCCUGGAGAGGAAAGCCAACCUCUCUUGAACGAACAGCCCCCUACCUCCCCCCGUCAAUCGCAGUCACCGGGAAAACAGAGACUUCUCUCCGCAGACUCUGAUAGUCCCUUUCGACUGACCUCCGAAUCGACUCCUCUCUUGGUCCGUCGCGAUGAUGAUCUCACUGUGUACGGGACUGCCGAGUCCGGAAGUCCCUCUCCGUCAGUACAAGAAGAUGAGUCGUCAGACGGUGACUUGAAGCCGCGGAGGACCAUCUGGUGGCCAGCUUUAUGCAUCUCGUUGACGUUGACGGCGGUCGUGGGCAUCCUUGUUUUCGCCUUUGUGACGCCCGCUGUCGUGAGAGAGUAUGCCGAUAAGGCUGCUGUGUUUACUCCGAGGAAUAUUUCUGUGGAGACAGCGACCGCGGAGGGGUUUCAAACUAGGAUUGAAGGAGAUGUGGUGUUUGAUGCUACCCGCGUGGAGAAGCGGUCAGUGCGGACGCUGGGUCGUCUGGUCACUUGGAUCGGCCGGGAGGUUGAAGCGGACCCGUCAGAUGCUGAGGUAUACCUUCCCGAGUAUGGCAAUGUUCUCGUUGGGACGGCGUCACUUCCCUCGAUCAAACUCAAUGUUCGGAACGGGCACGUCAACCGGGUUGACUUCUUGGCCGAACUUGUCGCAGGCGACGUCCACGGAAUCCGUGCUGUGGGUAUGGACUGGCUAGAGGGACGACUCGGGCAGUUGUCAAUCAAAGGAAAAACCCAACUACAUAUGAAGUCAGGCAUAUGGCGUUUAGGGGAACAUCUCCUUGCCAAAUCUAUUGUCUUGGAAGAGAAGGAUUUCCCAUCCCUUCCGAAAAUCGACAUCCUCAAGUUCAACGUGCAUGACGGAGCUGAAGAACUCUCUGGGGUAGCACGGGCAAUGGAGGUUGAUGUCUCCAUCGCCGCCGAAAUAGCCUCCCCCUUCACGCUUAGGAUUCCCCCAUUGGGGUUUGAGGUCCUGGUCCCGAACUGCUCUCCUGAUGACCCGUAUCUCUCCCUGGCGAGUGUUACAACUGGGGAAUUCCCCAUAAACCCUGGCCAUACGACCCUCGUGGAUGUGAAUGGUGUGAUCAGGGGUCUCUCGGAUGAGCUGGUGAAGACCUGUCCAGGCGAACAGAGUUCUCCCUUGGAUUUACUGGUCAGAAGUUACAUGAAUGGACUCCAGACCACCGUCUAUGUUCGUGGAGCAGAGGAGCCGACGCGAGGUACGCCGGACUGGGUGGUUGAUAUCAUGAAGAGCGUGACGGUGCCGAUGUCGUUCAUGGGACACGCCCUGGACAAUCUGGUCCGGAAUUUCACCAUGUCCGAUGUACACUUCACCAUGCCGGAUCCGUUCGCCGAACCAGACUCGCCAGAAUCCCAACCCGCGAUCUCCGCAUUAGUAAAGGUGCUGGUUGGGGUACCCAAGGAGAUUGAUCUGCACGUUGAUGUCCCCCGUGUUCGUGCUACGGCAGACGUCUUCUACCACGGGGAUAAACUUGGAGUGUUGAAGCUCCCAGAAUGGCAGCCCGCCAAUUCGACCACUGUGCCGGAUGUCGACGGCUCUCCCGCCCUCUUUGUGGAAUUCGCCAUGAAAGAUGCACCCCUGGAGGUGACGGAUGGCGACGUCCUGACAGACGUCAUACAGGCGCUGCUCUUCGAAGGAAAAAGUGUUCAACUCCAUGUGGCCGCGACGGUUGAUGCUGAGAUCGCCACCGGGCUUGGAAAGUUCGCCAUCCGCGGUAUCCCGGCGGAUGGAGAGGUCCCCGUGAAACGAAAAUCUCCAGCCGUUGACGGUGCGAUAGCGUUGGCCGGCGGCUCCAUCGACCUCCUGAAACCACGGGUAGACGCUUUGCAGCUCGGCCCGACCACGGAAUCUUCCCUUGUUCUGCAAACGCGGAUCAACGUUACCAAUCCGACCCCGUACGCAGCGUCAGUGCCCCUGGCCGAUUUCAUUUUGCUCUACAAUUCUACGAGGGUGGCUCAUAUCGUGGCUCGUGAUCUUUCUAUUGUUCCUGGACAGAACUCUGGCCUUUCCGUCGACCUGGAAUGGCGCCCGUUGGACCUAGACGGCCCACGAGGCGUAAGCGCUGGCCGCGAACUGCUAUCACGAUACAUCUCUGGCUCCAACACGUCUGUGACGGUUCAGUGCCACGAACAAACGAUCCCAGGAUUGCCUCAUCUCGGUAAAGCACUGUCUCGAUUGAGCUUUGAAACUCUCAUUCCGAAACUCCCUGUGCGGCGAACGCCUGGUCAUGACUCUGACGACGACAACAUGCGGUUUAUCCAAGAUGCCACGUUCCACCUCCUCUCCUCCACCGCCGAAUUCACCCUAUCCUCCCCCUUCCCCAACACAACCUUCGAAAUCACCUCCAUAGACGCCAAGGCUCUCUACCCCAAGAACGAAAUAGUCGGCCGGAUCGACUACGGCAGUCCGUUCCUCGUACCGCCGGGCUUGUCAAAGAGCCCACGGUUACCGGUGGAGCUCGACGUCGGCGGGAUAGGAUACGACGGUCUGAAGAAAGCUCUAGGCGGAUCACUUCGGCUUGACGCCGUGGCUAGCGUUGGGGUCCGGAUCCAUGAAUUCCGCGAGACGGUCGUGUAUCGUGGUAAGGGGAUUUCUUCGAAUGUGAGGCUUUGA